AUGGCGCCCAAUUCACACACUCUAGAAACCGACGAAAGCAGGCACGAGUCCGAUUCUGAUGAUACACCGACGGAACUCACCCCGCGGUCUACAAACAGCAGUUCCGUGGACGCUGGAAGUACGUCUGGACAUAAAACUCACCGGCCAACUGCAAGCACAGGUACCAGUACCAGCACAAUCACUACAAUACAACAAACUCAACACCCAGCUCGUAUUGGAGAUGUGAACCCGGCUUCUGUAGGACCCGGUUACGUAUCACGAGCAUUGGCUCUUUCACGGACACCAACACUCGACACACUUCAAGACGACUCUGAAUCCGAUAUGGAUUCGGAUGGACUUGGAACAACAACAUCAUCUCUCAGCUCGUACGCAGGCAGCGCAGCGGUAGGCAUGGACGGAAGCUCUAGCAGCUAUGGCAGUGGAGCUAGCGGAUCCGGUCAUGGGGGACGGAGCAGACGUAGGGGACAUGGUGGACAUGGCAGGGACCGUGAUGGCAGGUCACGAAUGGAUCCGGUGGAAUAUGUGACUGAACGAUUGGCAACAGCACUGGAUCCUGCACUACUAGACAGGGUGGUCGUUGUACAAGCACAGACGUCAGGAACGUUGAAUGCAAAGACACUAGAGAUUGUAGAACUACGAGAACGCGCAGGUGCACGCAUGGACGAGCUUAAGGUAGCAUUUGCGCAAGGACUAAAAACAGCACGCCAGGUUGCACGCGACUUGGAAUGGGCGCACAAACAUACAAAAGUGCUUAUGGAAAAGGCACGUAUAAAGUACCCUAUUGAGUAUGCUCGCGCCGAAGAAAAGAUCCGCGGAGACCCGAACUUAUGGCCGCGUGAUGAAGAAUAG
Magnusiomyces paraingens is the source of this 849-nucleotide messenger RNA. RefSeq lists its product as uncharacterized. Lineage: Eukaryota; Fungi; Ascomycota; Dipodascomycetes; Dipodascales; Dipodascaceae. The coding region runs from base 1 to 849 and encodes 282 amino acids. The record is from RefSeq and is a predicted model, not a curated record. The transcript is spliced from 2 exons. Gene Ontology annotation, cellular component: BLOC-1 complex; endosome. Gene Ontology annotation, biological process: regulation of protein localization; endosome organization.